This is a messenger RNA of Leptomonas pyrrhocoris, 2338 nucleotides long. Its product is annotated as putative 5-methyltetrahydropteroyltriglutamate-homocysteine S-methyltransferase. The record is from RefSeq and is a predicted model, not a curated record. The coding region runs from base 41 to 2338 and encodes 765 amino acids. NCBI's taxonomy places the organism in Eukaryota, Euglenozoa, Kinetoplastea, Trypanosomatida, Trypanosomatidae. Gene Ontology annotation, molecular function: 5-methyltetrahydropteroyltriglutamate-homocysteine S-methyltransferase activity; zinc ion binding. The transcript has a single exon.
GGUUCACUCGUAUUGAUUAUUAUUCUUGCUUCCUAUCGUCAUGCCGGAGGUCAUCAGUCACACCUUGGGUUUCCCCCGCAUGGGAGCUCAGCGCGAGUUGAAGAAGGUGCUGGAGUCCUACUGGGCCGGCAAAGCCUCCGAGGAGGAGCUGCGCGCCGUAGGCAGCGAGCUGCGCCACCGCCACUGGGCGGAACAGGACAAACGCGGCAUGCGCUUCAUCACGGCGGGUGACUUCGCGUGGUACGAUAACACGCUCGCCACGAGCUUUCUCCUCGGCAACAUCGCCCCGCGCCACCGUGACGGCGACAUCAACCUCGACACGCUUUUCCGCGCCGGUCGCGGGCGGGCCCCCACGGGUCAGCCCGCGUCCGCGGUAGAGAUGACCAAGUGGUUCAACACGAACUAUCACUACAUGGUGCCCGAGUUCACCUCGGCAUCGCAGACGUUCUCCGUGACGUGGCGGCAGCUUUUUGACGAGGUGCGCGAGGCCGCUGCCGUGUAUGGGGCACAGCGUGUGAAGCCGGUGCUGCUUGGCCCCGUCUCCUACCUUCAUCUGGGAAAGGUGAAGGGCGACGAGAAGUUCGACCGCAUCGCGCUCCUGCCGAACCUCGUGAAGGCGUAUGCGUCCAUCCUGGAGGAGCUGGCGAGCAUUGGAGUGGAGUGGGUCCAGAUCGACGAGCCCGCGCUGGUGCUCGACCUGGAGGAGCCGUGGCAGCGUGCGUACAGCGCCGCCUACACGCAACUGCGCGCCGCCGCCGCUGCGUCGCCGAAGCUGCUGCUCACCACUUACUUCGACAGCGUGCGUCAUCACCUCGACGUGAUCGCGCAACUCCCGGUGGACGGCCUCCACGUCGACCUGGUCAACGGCGACGACAGCGUGGCCACCGUCGAGCAGGCUCUGCCGAAGAGCUGGGUGCUGUCCGCCGGCGUGAUUAGUGGCCGCAACGUGUGGAGGACCGACCUGUCCGCGUGGUACCCCCCGCUGCGGGAGGUCGUAGGCAAGCACCGCCAGCUGUGGGUUGCUACCUCCUGCUCGCUGCUGCACUGCCCCGUUGACCUCGAGCACGAAACGCUUCUCGACGCAGAGCUGAAGAGCUGGUUGGCGUUUGCGCUGCAGAAGUGCGACGAGCUCCACUUGCUGGCGCGCGCGCUGAACGACGACGGCGAGGCGACGCAGCAGGCCGUGGCGGCGUACAGCGAGCCCGUGUUGGCGCGGCAGAAGUCGGACCGCGUCGUGCGCGCCGAUGUCCGCGCGCGUGUGCAGCGGCUGACGGCGGCCGACAGCGCCCGCUCCGAGCCUUUUCCCGCACGUCGGGAGAAGCAGCGGGAGCGCUUCAACCUGCCGCUGUGGCCCACCACCACCAUCGGCUCCUUCCCGCAGACGCCGUCGAUCCGCACGCAGCGCCAGAGCUUCCGCAAAGGGCUGACGGACGAGGCAACGUACAACGAGCAGCUCCGCGAGCACAUCGCGUUUGCGGUGCGGGAGCAGGAGCGCCUUGAUCUGGACGUCCUCGUGCACGGUGAGGCGGAGCGGUCGGACAUGGUGGAAUACUUCGGCGAGCUGCUGGACGGCUUCGCCUUCACGCAGAACGGGUGGGUGCAGAGCUACGGCUCCCGCUGCGUGAAGCCGCCGAUCAUCUAUGGCGACGUCAGCCGACCGCGUGCGAUGACCGUGUCGUGGAGCGCGUACGCGCAGAGUCUGACGAAGCGCCCCAUGAAGGGCAUGCUCACAGGCCCCGUCACCAUCCUGUGCUGGUCGUUCCCCCGCGAGGACGUGACACGCGAGCACAUCUCGCAGCAGCUGGCGCUUGCCUUGCGUGAUGAGGUGGCGGAUCUCGAGGCGGCGGGCAUCCCCAUGAUCCAAGUCGACGAGCCCGCCCUGCGAGAGGGCAUGCCGCUGCAGAAGCACAAGUGGGCCGAGUACCUGGACUGGGCUGCUCGUGUGUUCCGCAUUGCAGUCUCCGUCGCCAAACCGGCGACGCAGGUGCACACGCACAUGUGCUACGCCGAGGUGAACGACAUCAUGUCCACCAUUGUCGCGAUGGACGCCGACGUGAUCUCGCUCGAGGCCUCGCGCUCCGGCAUGGAGCUGCUGGACGCCUUCGAGCACUUCACCUACCCGAACGAGAUCGGCCCGGGUGUGUACGACAUCCACUCCCCAAACAUUCCUUCCGUGGAGUCCAUUGUGGCACUGCUGCGCAGCGCGGCGACCCGUGUUCCGGUGGAUCAGCUCUGGGUGAACCCGGACUGCGGGCUCAAGACGCGCACGUGGAAGGAGGUGAGCGAGGCGCUGACGAACAUGGUCGCCGCGGCCAAGGAGCUGCGCGCCAACAAGUAA